Messenger RNA from Eremothecium sinecaudum, 1431 nucleotides. RefSeq names its product mitochondrial 37S ribosomal protein mS47 (gene EHD3). The coding region runs from base 1 to 1431 and encodes 476 amino acids. The record is from RefSeq and is a predicted model, not a curated record. The transcript has a single exon. Gene Ontology annotation, biological process: L-valine catabolic process. Gene Ontology annotation, cellular component: mitochondrion. NCBI's taxonomy places the organism in Eukaryota, Fungi, Ascomycota, Saccharomycetes, Saccharomycetales, Saccharomycetaceae. Gene Ontology annotation, molecular function: 3-hydroxyisobutyryl-CoA hydrolase activity.
AUGCUGAGACAAUCGAUCAAACAAGUAAAUCGAAAGAGGCUAAUGAGUUCAUUGGUGGAAUUUAAGGUACUUAAUACUGCAAGAAGGGUUACCCUUAACAGGCCUAAAAAGCUCAAUGCCCUGAACAAUGAAAUGUGUGAGGUAAUACUACCAACAAUGCAAGAAUAUGCCAAAAGCAAAUCGACUAAUCUUGUAAUUCUGGACUCAUCGUGUAGCCCUAGAGCGUUCUGUGCUGGCGGUGAUGUGGUUGCCGUUACUCAACAUGAUCCUUCAAUUAAAGAUAGGAAGCAACAAAACUUUUUUGAACUGGAAUAUUCGUUGAACUGGUUGCUUGCAUCAUACCCAAAACCUGUUGUAACGAUAAUGGACGGUAUCACUAUGGGUGGUGGUGUAGGACUAAGCAUCCAUAAUCCGUUCCGUAUAGCUACAGAAAAUACUCGUUGGGCUAUGCCGGAGAUGGAUAUUGGAUUAUAUCCGGAUGUCGGCACCACUUUUGCACUACCCCGACUACUAACUGUAGCUAAUUCUGACGGUCAAUUCGGAUACUACUUAUGUUUAACAGGUGAUAUUUUAUCUGGAGCAGACGCAUAUUUGGCUGGUUUAGCUUCUCAUUACGUCACCAGUGAUAAUAUCGAUAACGUCCGUAAUAGAUUGUCGGAACUACCACCAUCUGAUAAUCCGGAGGCUAUGUUUGAUAUGACGAACAAGGCAUUGCUGGAAUUUGAGUCUCCUUUGCCAGAAGGCCACCAGUUUGCUUACUCGGCAGAGAAGUUAGCGGUAAUCGAAAGUGUCUUUAACCUUGACUACACUGUGAAGGAGCUGAUUGAAAAGUUGCAAGAUAUUUCCACGUCUUCAACAUGGUCGCCAGAAGCUAAGUCUUUUGCCUCUUCUGUUAAGAAUAGGUUGAAUAAAUUAUCUAUUGUUUCAAUGGAAGUCACAAGAGAGCAAUUCCGCAGGAACUACUUCAAUGACAUCCAAUCAGCAUUAAAACAGGACUUGGUUACUUCUAGCAACAUGGCUAAACCAGGUAUGAGUGAAUUUCCCGAUGCUGUCAGACAUAAGCUAAUUCAAAGAAAUAAAACUCCAUUCAAUUGGAAACAACAUGAUAUUUCUACUUCUAAGAUUUCUUCAUUGUUAUCAUCAGACCCUACUUCACAAUUAUCCCUUCGAGAAAUUGACGGCUUCACCUUUAAAAAAUACCCUCACCACGCAAAGUACAGUCUUCCUCCUGCAUCCAGGGUUGAAAGUUACAUUACUGGCUCUGAUGAAUCAGGUAGAUCAUUUGCUGUGACCAAACAAGAAGCCAUCAAGUACUUUUCGGAAUAUGACGAACUCUCAAAAGGUAAGGUUGGAGUAAAGAAUCUUGUCUCCUUUAUUAUUGAUAUGAAGUGCAAUGUCGAUGCUGCUGGUUAUCUAACAUGGAAACCUUGA